AUGGCUAGGCUUGAUUUAUUACCUCUGAUCCUUUUUCUGUGGGUGGUCCUGGUAGCUGCCCAUGUACCUGAUCCUCCUCAACAUACACCUGAGGGCUGCUAUCGUGGACAACCCCGGUCUGCAAUUCGUGCCGGCUUCACACGCACCGAGGUCGAGCGCGAGAAAUGCAUAGAGUCAUGUCAUGAGAAUGGUUCUGCGGUUGUUGUACUUGGUGCAAACACUUGUUGGUGUGCCGAUGCAGAUGCCUACUCAAGCGAAGAUAGCGUUGACGAUGCCCACUGCGUCCAAUGCUUGGUCAAGAAAGACUCCGAAUGUGACCGAGACGACAGAGAUCUCCACCAUGUCAUUCGGCUUACCACCGAUAAGGAGCUCAUGGAGCAACCCCCCAAGUUUGGAGAGAUCACGGCACAGGGUUGCUACCAUACAAACGUACGGAAGCCAAUGAUGAGGGGGAUGGUGCAAGAUGAUAAGUCUCUACUUGCAUGUGCCAAAUCGUGCGGAGACGAUGGCAUGCCUCUUGCCGCAGUCACUGGCCGGGUCUGCUACUGCGCCGAGUCCUACCCAAGCGACGUGCACAAAGUGCCCUCCAACCGGUGUUAUAUGCCAUGCUCAAGGGAGGGUGACAACGAUAGGUGCCAAAUUGGGCAUGCGUAUAAUCCUCGUCGAAAAUUAGACUACCUCACGGUCUACGAUACUGGUCUUGGCCUAGAUGUUGCAACAGAUCCUGUUCCCGAUCGCAAGUCCAAGCCUACGCCAAAGAAAACAACCACCGAAAUUUCACAGCCAGAUUCCGAGCCUAAGUCCCACUCGAGAUAUGCAGCACGCUGUUACACUCAACCACCUUACGACGCGGUCUCAAUACCGUUAGAGCCGGAGGAAAUGAGCAACUUCCCAGUGUCUUGCUUCCUUGCCUGUAAGAAAAUCGAGAGAGCUGUCGCCGUUAUGCUAGACGGCAUGUGUGCCUGUGCCCCGACGUACCCUCGCGCUUUAUCCGCGACAACUACUCGGAAGUGCCACAUUCCUUGCAGUGGCGAUGGAUCCUAUUUCUGCGGAGGUAUUCGAGAUGACCGCCCAACUGCGUUCUCUAUUUAUCACACAGGAUUCAACCCCGAUAAAUCCGAUAUUGGGCAGGAGCCUCAGUACAGCAUAGACCUCACUACUAAGCCAUACCCCGUUCAAAGGCCGGCCACGGAGCCUCGCGCAGGCGCGUACACUAGCCAAGGGUGCUUUAACAUGCAACCAGCCACUGGGGCGCUGAGAGUGUUCAAUAAAGCAAACUCAGGCUUUGUCUGUGCACGAUUCUGCAAACACGAUGAACAAGCUGUGGCAGCAGUCAAGGGAGGCUGGUGUCAUUGCUCCGACACUUACCCAUCUGACAAUGCCAAGGUCAGCGAUAGUGAAUGUAGUAUCACUUGCCCAGGUUCUGACCAUCAAGUCUGCGGUGGACGUGACGUCUGGAGUGUUAUCAACACAGGAAUUAAUCUCAAUGUGGGUAAUGAUGUACCCAGGACGGGGGCGUUUUCAUGGGUUGUAACGAAGGUGGAAGAGGUUGCACACAAUCUGAGAGAGGCUGUGGGUGGGUUUGUUGACAGUGGUCAGAAUUUAUUCGACGCCUGUCUAAGGAGAUUGAUGGUGUUUGUGUCAGACAUUACCUACUUUGGUGAGGGUGGUGUAGACCUUUGA
Fusarium sp. VM40 is the source of this 1683-nucleotide messenger RNA. The record is from the annotation of a GenBank genome assembly. Lineage: Eukaryota; Fungi; Ascomycota; Sordariomycetes; Hypocreales; Nectriaceae.